Messenger RNA from Aureococcus anophagefferens, 3663 nucleotides. RefSeq lists its product as hypothetical. Gene Ontology annotation, biological process: tRNA methylation. The record is from RefSeq and is a predicted model, not a curated record. Lineage: Eukaryota; Pelagophyceae; Pelagomonadales; Pelagomonadaceae. Gene Ontology annotation, molecular function: tRNA methyltransferase activity; metal ion binding. The transcript is spliced from 3 exons. Gene Ontology annotation, cellular component: cytoplasm. The coding region runs from base 1 to 3663 and encodes 1220 amino acids.
AUGCCUUGCGCCGCCUUCGCCAACGCCAAGGAGCAGGCCCUGACGAAGUGCGACAAGUCGAGCGCCGGCCGCAUCGACCCGCGCGCCGUGUCCGUCUGCGGCGCCGUCAACGACAGCGCCUGGCUCUUCACGCUGUCGUCCUGCAGCGGGCGCUGCUACCUCUGGCGCGGCGAGGGCGUCAAGGCGACGGCGGCCUUCAGCCGGGGCCGCGUGAGCCACGACCGCGUCGACGCCGCGUACUUUUUGGCCGCGGACGCGCGCGAGGAGCACGCGAGCUUCGCCGCGGCGCCGCUCGGCGCCGAGCGGACCGACGGCGGCGCGCUCUGGCUCCGCUUCGAGCCGUUCAUCCUGCACGUGCGCUGCGCGGACGCGGCCGCCGCGAACGCUUUGAUGCGGUCGGCGCGGACCGUGUUCAAGAACGUGGGCCUCCAGUCCGCGAACUUCACGGCCGACGGCGUCUGCGUGGCGAUCGUCGGCGACGAGGGCCUGGACAUGCCGCUGCGCGACGAAGACGGCCAAAGUCUGUUCCGCGACCGCCACGUCGACUGGCUGACCGCGUUGGUCAACGACAAGCACGACCGCAACUGGGCGAAGAUCGCGCGCUUCGAGGCGGACCUGCGCGCGGCGCUGGCCGCGUUCGAGGCGGCGCGCGAGGACGACGACGACGGCGCGCCGUCGGCGGGCGGCAAGCUGCGCUACGACGCCGUCGGCGACGUCGCGUGCCUGCGGCGGCCGCUCCGCGACGGCGAGGACGGCGCGGCCGUCGCGGCGCGCGCGCUCGCGUCCAACGCGAAGCUGCGCGUCGUCGUCGCGCCGGCGGCGGGCCAGACGCUCGCGUCGGGCGGCGCGGCCUGCGCGCCGUCGGAGCCGUUCGCGAUCCUCGGCGGGGGCAGGCGGUCGCCGCUCGUGACGACGCACAAAGAGCACGACGUCGCCAUCGUCGUCGAUCUCAAUUCUUGCUUCUUCUCGCCGCGCCUCGCCACGGAGCGCCUGCGCAUCUCCAAGGCCGUCGGGCGCGGGGAGCGCGUGCUCUGUCUCUUCGCGGGCUGCGGGCCCGAGGCGCUGCUCAUCGCGGCGAAGACGGCGUGCGAAAGGGUCGUCGCCGUGGAGUCGAACGCCGUCGCGACGGCCUGCCUCGCGCGGUCGCGGCAGACGCUCCGGCGCAGCAAGGGGGAUCGUGUGGCGGACAAGCUCGAGAUCGUCACGGACGACGCGCUUUUGGAGCUGCGGCGCCGCGCGGAUUCGGGCGAGACGUUCGACCGCGUCACCUGCCCGCGGCCCAAGGGCCGGCGCGACGGCGACCGCGUCGACGGCGACGCGGACGACGCCGACGACGGCGGCGACGGCGGCGGCGGGCCCGACGGCGCGCUCUUUUUGCGGGCGCUGCUGCCGCUGCUGACGCCGACGUCCGUCGUCCACUGGACGGACUUCGCGGCGGACCGCGAGCUGCCGGACUGCGCGCGGACGCGGGCGUUCCUCGAGCGCGAGUGCGCGGCCUUUGGCGCGGGCUGCCACGUCCUCCACUGCGCGCGCGCGGGCACGUCGUCCGUCGCCGCGCGCCAGUACCGCGUCACCGUCGACUUCCGCCUGGGAGACGCGGGCCCGCGCGCGCCGUCGAUUUGGUUACCACCGACGUCGACGGCGUCCGAUUCGUCGGCUCGAAUCGACCGCUCCCGGGGCGGGAGCAUGGCCGACGACGCAGCGACGGAUGAUUGGGAGCCCGUGGAGCGGCGGCGCCGCUCCACGUCCGCGGGCUCCUUCGACGACCUGAGCGAGCCGGAGCCGGAGCUGAGCCGCGCGGCGCGGCGCAACAUGGAGCGCCGCCGGCGCCGCCGGGCGGAGAAGGCCGCGGAGGAGCCGGCGGCCGACGCCGCGCGCGCGCCGACGGAGGCCGACGCCGAGCGGGCCCUGCGCAAGGUCGAGAAGGCGCUCCGCGGCAUCGCCGCGCUCGACGCGCGCCUCGAGGCCGACGAGCGAUUGACGGACGAGGAGCGCGCGAAGCUCUCGCGGCGCGACGCCGCGGAGGCCGCGAGGGCGGCCUGGUCGGCGCUGCUCCUCGGCUUCGAGCUGAAGCGCCAGCGCGCCGACGCCAUCUACGCGGCCCUCGAGAACGUGCGAUUCGAGGACGCGUUCGAGUGCGCGUGCUGCCGCGAGGUGCUCGAGCUGCCCGUGGCCCUGCCCUGCCGCCACGAGUUCUGCCGCGCCUGCGUCGCCGGCGUCGCGAAGCGCGCCAAGCGCGCGAGCGACGUCAAGUGCCCCGUGUGCCGCGCGCCGUUCUACGACGGCGCGGCGAAGAGCUGUACGGUCGUGGUGGCGGCGGCGACGCGGGCCCGGCUCAAGAAGCGCGCGGGGACCUGCCACUGCGGCGCGAAGGUGCCCCUGUCCCAGCUCCGCGAGCACCUGCGGGGCUGCGGCGACGCGGGCCGCUACCAUUCGCCGCGCGAGCACCUGGGCCACGAGCUCUGCCCGCCGCCGGACUUUUCCGCGGCCAUCGCGGGCGGCGGCGAAAGCGAGGAGCCGUCGAGCCCGCGCGACGACGACCUCCAGGACGCGCUCCUGCGGCGCUUCCGCGUCGAGCCCGCGGCGCCGCGGCCGCCGCGCGCCGAGGAGCCCGAGGCGACGCCCGAGGCGCCGACGCCGCCGCGGCGCAAGCGCGCGGCCUGGCGGCCGCUGAGCGCCGCCGCGGCGCCCGCGCCGCCGCCGCCGCCGCCGCGGGCCGCGCCCCGGGGCUGGGGCGCCGCGCCCGCGGCCAAGGCCGACCUCCGGGCGCCCGCGCCGCCGCCCAAGGCGCCCGCGCCGCCGCCGCCGCGGCCUCCGGCGCGGCGCGAGCCGACGCCGGCGGAGGCCAUGGAGGUCGUCAAGAGCAAGCGCGGCCACGGCGCGCUGUCCGCCGAGGCCGCGAGGGCGCGCAAGGCCGCCGUCGACAUCCACCGGCGCGCCGUGAACCGCUGGGAGGGCCUCGAGGCCGAGGACGCGCCCGCGCCCGCGCCGCGGCGCCGGCCCGCGGCCGCGAAGGACGCCGUCCGCAAGCCGCCGCCCGUCGACGUCGCGCCGCCGCCGAAGAGGGCGCCCGCGCCGAAGAAGGCCGCGAGGAAGAAGAAGGCCGACGACGACGCCGCGUGCCUGCGCGAGUACGACGGCGACCGCGACCUCCGCGAGCGGUUUUUCGGCUGCCUCUCCGUCGUCGUCGCGCUGCUCGUCUGGGGCGCGCCGGCCCUCGCGUACGUCGCCCGGGAGCCCCACGAGCUCAGCGCGGCGCGCUUCCACGACGUCUUCCCGAAGCCGGCGGAUUUGGCCAUCCUGCGCCCGCCCCACGAGGGCCUCACGACGGACCCCAUGGUCGAGUGGCAGUUCGGCGACGCCCUGGGCCGCGCGGCGGCGAACGGCGCCGUCGACGUCGAGGUCUGGCUCGACCGGGGCAUGCUGCUCGGCGGCGACGCGGGCCGCGUGCAGAUCCCGCCGCAGGCGCGCGCCAGGGGCUCGAGCGACCCCGAGCCCUACCGCCUCACCUACGACCUCGGCAGCCUCCAGAUGGGCAUCCACAACGUCACGGUCGUCCUACGAUCCGCGGAGGCGCCGCCGCGCUUCGCCCCCGUCCGGAACACGUCCCUCUUCCUCACGCCCCGCGUCGAGCGGGACGCGGACGCCGCGGCCGCGCCCUAA